Messenger RNA from Medicago truncatula (barrel medic), 3369 nucleotides. Its product is annotated as probable leucine-rich repeat receptor-like serine/threonine-protein kinase At3g14840. Bases 6 to 3059 code for a protein of 1017 amino acids. Gene Ontology annotation, biological process: protein phosphorylation. The transcript is spliced from 24 exons. Lineage: Eukaryota; Viridiplantae; Streptophyta; Magnoliopsida; Fabales; Fabaceae. Gene Ontology annotation, molecular function: protein kinase activity; ATP binding; protein binding. The record is from RefSeq and is a predicted model, not a curated record.
CAAAUAUGAAGCUUAUCAUCAUGAACAUGAAUUUUCCUCUAUCAUUUCAUCUUUUGCUUCUUGCUUUUUGUUUGAUCUCUUCAUUUGCUAGUGGAGCUACUUUAUUAGAAGAAGAAGUACAAGUUAUGAAAGACAUAGCUAAGACACUUGGGAAGAAGGAUUGGGACUUCAGCAUAGAUCCAUGCAGUGGACAAAGUAACUGGACAUCUAGUCCAAUGAAAGGGUUUGCAAAUGCUGUUACAUGCAAUUGCUAUUUUGCCAAUUCCACUGUCUGCCAUAUUGUUAGCAUUGUUCUCAAGUCACAAAAUCUUUCGGGCACACUUCCAAGGGAACUUGCUAGAUUGCCUUACCUCCAAGAAAUUGAUCUUACUCGCAACUACCUUAAUGGUACAAUCCCUCCACAAUGGGGUUCCAUGCAUCUUGUCAAUAUUUCACUAUUAGGAAAUCGUUUAACUGGUCCAAUUCCAAAAGAACUUGGAAAAAUCAUCACCCUGAAAAGCUUGGUUCUAGAGUUCAAUCAAUUAUCUGGACAGCUUCCUCCGGAGCUUGGAAAUCUUCAUCGACUUGAAAGACUGCUUCUUACCUCCAACAAUUUUACUGGAAAUUUACCAGCAACAUUUGCUAAGCUCGCUAAUCUGAAGCAGAUUCGACUUGGCGACAAUCAAUUCUCUGGAACUUUACCUGAUUUCAUUCAAAGCUGGGAAAGUCUUGAGAGGCUGGUUAUGCAAGGGAGUGGUUUGAGUGGACCAAUUCCUUCUGGAAUUUCAUAUCUAAAAAACCUCACCGACUUGAGAAUAAGUGACUUGAAAGGAUCAGAUUCUCAUUUUCCGCAACUUAAUAACUUGAAAAACUUGGAAACAUUAGUACUGAGGAGUUGCAAUCUUAUAGGAACAGUUCCAGAAUAUCUUGGAAAUAUUACCAAUUUAAAAUCAUUAGACCUCAGUUUUAACAAAUUAAGCGGACAGAUUCCGAACACUUUGGGCGGCCUCAAGAACAUAAAUAUACUAUACUUAACUAGAAACCUUUUUACUGGACCACUGCCAAAUUGGAUAGCUAGACCAGACUAUACAGAUCUUUCAUAUAACAACUUGAGCAUUGUAAAUCCAGAGCAGUUGACAUGUCAACAGGGAACCUUGAACUUGUUUGCAUCAUCUUCAAAGGGAAAUAACUCGGGAAAUAAGGUUGAAUGCUUGGGGAACAAUGGCUGUCCGAAAACUUGGUACUCUCUCCAUAUAAAUUGUGGUGGUAAAGUCAUAACUUCUAACGAAAGCUUGAUAUAUGACGAUGAUUCUAAUGAAGUUGGACCAGCAGCAAGCUUUCACCGUAGUGGAUCGAAUUGGGCACUUAGCAACACCGGCCACUUCUUUGAUAGUAGCCUUGUGGAGGAUUACUAUACCUGGUCUAAUAAAACGAACCUUUCCAUCGACAAUGGUGAGUUGUAUAUGGAUUCACGGGUUUCUCCUCUUUCCCUAACAUAUUAUGGAUUUUGCAUGGGAAAUGGAAACUACACAGUAAAUCUCCAUUUUGCGGAGAUAAUGUUCACCGAUGACCAAACAUAUAACAGUCUUGGGAGGCGCAUAUUUGACAUCUAUAUUCAGACAAGGUUGGUGCUGAAGGAUUUCAAUAUUGCAAAAGAAGCCGGUGGAGUUGGUAAGGCAGUCGUAAAGAAAUUCACUGCUAUUGUGACUAGUAAUACGUUGGAGAUUCGCCUUCAUUGGGCUGGGAAAGGGACAACUGCUAUCCCAUUUGGAUCGGUAUAUGGUCCUCUUAUAUCGGCUAUAUCGGUUGAUCCUGACUUUACACCCCCGGUGGAAAAGGGAAGUAGCAUGCCUGUUUGGAAAAUUGCUGUGAUUGUUCUUGCUGGAGGACUAGUUAUCUUACUGAUAUUUGGUAUAUCUCGGUGGAUAAGAUGUCUCAGACAUAUAGGUCCGUUAGAAAGAGAGCUAAAGGGUUUAGAUUUCCAACCUGGGCUAUUUACGUUACGGCAAAUCAAAGCAGCGACUAACAACUUUGAUAUUGCCUAUAAGAUUGGAGAAGGAGGAUUUGGUCCUGUGUACAAGGGAAGUUUACCAAAUGGGACAUUGAUAGCAGUGAAGCAACUUUCUUCAAAAUCAAAGCAAGGGAAUCGUGAGUUUUUAAACGAGAUAGGCAUGAUUUCAGCUUUGCAACACCCUUAUCUUGUUAAACUCCACGGUUGUUGUGUGGAGGGAGAUCAAUUGUUGCUGAUAUAUGAAUACUUGGAAAACAAUAGUCUUGCUCGUGCUUUAUUUGGUCCAGAGGAACACCAAAUAAGAUUAGAUUGGUCACCAAGAAAGAAAAUAUGUGUUGGUAUUGCUAGAGGUUUAGCAUACCUUCAUGAAGAAUCAAGACUGAAGGUUGUUCACAGGGACAUCAAGGCUACUAAUGUGUUGCUUGAUAAAGAUCUCGAUCCAAAGAUAUCUGAUUUUGGUUUGGCCAGGCUUGAUGAGGAGGAUAAUACUCACAUUAGCACUAGAAUUGCUGGGACAUAUGGAUAUAUGGCUCCUGAAUAUGCAAUGCAUGGUUAUUUGACAGACAAAGCUGAUGUUUAUAGUUUUGGAAUUGUUGCCUUGGAAAUCGUUAGUGGAAGGAGCAACACCAUGUAUCAAUCAAAGGAGGAAGCAUUCCUUCUUCUAGAAUGGGCACAUUUGUUGAAAGAGAAAGGUGACCUGAUGGAGUUAGUUGAUAGAAGAUUAGGUUCAGAUUUCAACAAAAAGGAAGCUAUGGUGAUGAUCAACGUGGCUCUCCUAUGUACCAACGUCACUUCAAACCUUAGGCCCCCCAUGUCGUCGGUUGUAAGUAUGCUUGAAGGAAAUACCGUGGUUCCAGAAUUUGUUUCAGAUUCAAGUGAAGUAAUGGAUGAGAAAAAGUUGGAAGCAAUGAGAAAGUAUUAUUAUCAGAUUGAAGAAAAUAAGAUAAGUAAAACACAAACACAAAGUCAGAAUUUAUUAACUGAUGGGCAAUGGACUGCUUCAUCUUCAUCAGCUAGAGAUCUUUAUCCUGUCCACCUUGAUUCUUCCUAUUGGGAGAAAAGAAAUUAAGAUUGUUUGUUGAUAAAUAACUGCAUCUGCUGCUUGAAGUCCUGCUAUUAUCAUGUAAAGAAACCAUGAUAUCUUAAAAUAUAGUGUUCUUUUUAAAAGCAAAAAAUUGUUAAAUAGAUACAGUCUAUUAUAGUGAGGUAACUCAUUUAAGUUAUAGUUUUAUGUUUGAAUAAAAAAACAAUACUCCAAUGUUUUGACGAGCUACCUUUCAUUUGUAGAAUGAAGACUACACAUAGGAUUUUGAUAGUUUAACAACAUCAUCUAUGUUGGACAAAAGGUUGAAUAUACCAUAUAAUCAUUAGCUUAAUAA